This is a messenger RNA of Amoebophrya sp. A25, 1178 nucleotides long. The record is from the annotation of a GenBank genome assembly. Lineage: Eukaryota; Dinophyceae; Syndiniales; Amoebophryaceae.
UUUGUUCGAAGUGUUGCUGGCAACAUGUUGUUCGCGGCUGAUUUAACGAAAUCUAUCAACAGACGGGAGGCAUCUUUCGCAGGGGAGCACACCAUGCUGCGAACCCGAGCAAAGGCAACGCACUCUGCGAUCGUUGAGGUGAUCGAAGGGCAGCGUGCACUGGCAUCACUGCAGUCCAAAAACGAGAGAGCCCUGGACGAAUUUUUUGGACUUUUCGGAAAGGGAGGGGACGCCGUCGCGCCAUUAGAAACCUCGCUCACCUCGGACCCGCGUGAUUUCGUUCAUGUGCCUUCUGCGGAAUGUAUCCGCAACCACGUUGUCUAUGACUUCAGUCUGGUCGAGGAUUUCAUCAGUUUGACAUUCCUUCGCAGUCUCUCUGAGGCGGAGUCGCUGCGUGGCGACCACACUUUUAUGGAAGGGAGAUUAGUUAGUUAUAGGACAUAUCUCAACUUUCUUACUUUAAGCAGCCGCUUUAACUCCACAUCGAAACGAUGAUCCCCGAUGACGUAGGAGACUGGGCUAAUAUUUCAUACUCUUAAGAUAGGGCUGCCUCUAUCUCUAAUAAGUCCUAGGUAAGCGCCAUUAUUGGUAGUCAAGUAGCGCACGCUUCUGGCUGUGUGAGUCUUGGCCCCUUGCUGGUGUUGCUUGAUGGGUAAAAAGAGGCUUACAUACUUCUUUGAGGUGUUUAGUAAGUAUCUAUUGGCAUUGCCUUGGCGCACGCACAUUUUGCCGUAGCUCUAAUUUUCGGCCUACUGGGAACGCGUGCAUUCAUACGACAGCGUCGCAGACGGGUGAGGUUGUGGACGUGGCGAGCUGUGUAACCAAGUCUUUCGCUGAUUAUGGAGGAUGUAGGUGCAAUUUAGCCGAUGCUGCUCCUUGGUUAACUCUGAGUAAGGGAAUUAAGUAUGUAGAGCUCGUUCUCGGUGAGGGUCUAAUUACCUAUCCAAAAGGAGGAAUUCUGCGGCCUCUUCUCUGUGCCCCCCGAAAAACUUGGGAGGGGGGCCCCGUUCGCUGCCUCUCUAAUUUUAGCUGCGUGACCACUUCAAGAAAGUCGACGAAGCGCGUGAGGCGCAGAAGCUCCCAAAGCCGAAGAUCAGGCGCGUCUGGCUAGAUGGCACAGCGUGCUGCACGGGGAAACGACGAGCGCCAGGCGCACCAAGAAAGACAGUUGCUACGAG